Messenger RNA from Strongyloides ratti, 372 nucleotides. Its product is annotated as Prefoldin subunit 4. NCBI's taxonomy places the organism in Eukaryota, Metazoa, Nematoda, Chromadorea, Rhabditida, Strongyloididae. The transcript has 2 exons. Gene Ontology annotation, cellular component: cytoplasm; prefoldin complex. The coding region runs from base 1 to 372 and encodes 123 amino acids. The record is from RefSeq and is a predicted model, not a curated record. Gene Ontology annotation, biological process: protein folding.
AUGUCUUCAUCAAAUUUGAGAGUUAGUAAAGAAGACCAAGCUAAAAUUAAUAAAUUUGCUACAGGACACGCAAAAUCAUUAGCUUUAAAAAGAGAAAUCGAAAAAUUAAAAACAUUCUUAGAAAAUUGUAAAGAGGCAGAAGAAGAAAUAAUGAUUGUUGAUAGUGAAACUAUUCCAUACAAAGUUGGAAACGCUUUUUUCGAACUUACUGUAGAUGAAAUUAACGACCAACUUUCUAAAGAUUUUGAAAAUCACACCUCCAAGUUACUUGAAAAGGAAUCUGCUUUAGAAAAAGUUACAAAAGAAUUAGAAGACUUGAAGAAAGAACUUUAUGCUAAAUUUGGAAAGGCAAUUAACCUUGAAGCCGAAUAA